Messenger RNA from Microthlaspi erraticum, 417 nucleotides. The record is from the annotation of a GenBank genome assembly. NCBI's taxonomy places the organism in Eukaryota, Viridiplantae, Streptophyta, Magnoliopsida, Brassicales, Brassicaceae.
AUGAAAAAAUUUCAAGUACUGAAGCUCCCGAAUGGGCAGAACAAGCCGCUUCUUUACCUUCUUACACUGGUUCCACCGGUUGUCCUGUCCCUACUGGACCCGGAGAUUUUCUUCAAAGCCUUAGAUUUUGCUGGGACAUAUGGAGGUAACAUUAAGUCUCUUCUUCAGCCACCUGAAUCUCAACACAAGUACAAAACCAACUAUGGUUUCUCUUCUGUAGCUCUGGUAUUGGUCGGAAUCCUCCCAGCUGCAAUGUCUUGGUUUGAUAGGAACUCAAUCUCAUCAUCAACAACAACAAGCUUGCCACAACUUGUUCCAGGCGGAAAAAUCACUCUUUCACUAGUGAUGGGAGCAGCAGGAUACGUGAUUAUUUCUGAAGUAAUAGAGAAUUUUUCACGGUACGUGAUUAAUUCGUAA